Messenger RNA from Lineus longissimus, 2568 nucleotides. RefSeq names its product serine beta-lactamase-like protein LACTB, mitochondrial. The record is from RefSeq and is a predicted model, not a curated record. Gene Ontology annotation, cellular component: mitochondrion. The transcript has 5 exons. Lineage: Eukaryota; Metazoa; Nemertea; Pilidiophora; Heteronemertea; Lineidae. Gene Ontology annotation, molecular function: peptidase activity. Bases 211 to 1782 code for a protein of 523 amino acids. Gene Ontology annotation, biological process: regulation of lipid metabolic process; proteolysis.
GUAGAUCGAGUGAGACUAGACGGCUGUGGUCACCGUUGACGACGCUUGGAGACUGCUAAAAAUUCAGGUCAAACCACAAGUACGAUGACGUAGUUUACAUCAUCAAUCUUUGAAACAACACACGAUCUGGUGACGUUUAUUACAUCAGCUGAUUCUGGAUUUGAUAAAAUAGCACGAAAUUUAGAAUCGAAACAUACUUUAUGAAAUAAAAUGCACUGGAAUUUUAUAUCAUUACGAUCUGCAUCAAAGGUUCUAUUAUUUCCAAGAGUUCAGUGUGCCAAAAUCUUCCCAAAAAGGGCUUAUUGUGAAAAUAAUGGAGGUCAAAAGUUCCGAUCCAGGAAGUGGAAUUCACUGGUGUACAUUUCUGCACCUCUUGUGCUGUGUGGUUGUGUUGGGGCUUUUGCCUGGCUGCGCAAAGAUACAGUGUUGGGACAGGGGGACCAGGUGAACGUCUCACGGAAGAGAAGAACACUUGAAAAUGCAAUACAAGAGAGUAGAGACAUUAUCCAAAGAGUAAAGGAUGAGGUUGGUGCCCCAGGAAUUGUGGUUGGUGUGUGUGUUGAUGGUGAGCAUGUCUGGAAAGAAGGAUCGGGCUAUUCUGAUGUUGAGAAUCGUGUCCACUGCAACUCGGAGACAGUCAUGAGGAUAGCCAGCAUCUCCAAGGUUAUCACCAUGACGAUAGUUGCCAAGCUGAUGGAGAACAAUCAACUUGAUAUUGAUAAACCGGUUCAAGAAUAUGUGAAGGAAUUUCCAGAGAAAACCUUUGAGGGGGAAAAGGUUACCAUAACAACGCGUCAUCUAUUGUCACACGUGAGCGGGAUCAGACACUAUGAGACGGCUGAAGAGAUUCAGAAGAAGAAGCAAGAAAAGGAACGAGAGAAGAAAGAAGGCAAGAAGUUGGUCAAGAACGAGAAUGAGUUAAAGAUAAAGGAGUAUAAUCUGAAGGAGAAAUAUGCGAGUGUGAAGGAUGCCUUGAUGAUCUUUAAAGAUGAUGAGUUGAUACAUAAGCCAGGCACGGAGUUCCUCUACUCAACCCACGCUUGGACGCUUGUUAGUGCUGUGUUAGAGGGCGCCACUAAGAAGGAAUUCCCGGACAUGCUGCGUAGUUUAUUCAAAGAGCUUGGCAUGACGAGGACGUAUCUAGAUGAAAACGAGCCGCUGAUUUAUGGAAGAUCAAGGUUUUAUGAAAGGAACAAUAAAGGUAAAAUAAUGAAUACACCAUACGUGGACAACUCUUACAAGUGGGCUGGAGGUGGAUUACUUUCAACUGUUGGAGACUUGUUAAAGUUUGGCAAUGUUAUUUUAUACAGUUACCAAUGGCAUCCAAACAACUUUUUUUCUGAGCUGUCUACCGGAAUUCAUAUGUCUAAUAAAUCAGAGGAGUUGGUUGUAAAUCAUGAAAAAGACAUAAUCAAAGCAAAAGGCCUUCCAGGAUAUUUAAGUCGGCUGACUAUAGUAAAGACUUGGGACGUGAAUGAGAAGGCCAAGUGCUCAUGGGAUAAGAAUGGUCACUUUGCUUUAGGCUGGGCUGUUGUUCCUGAGAAGAAGACGAACGGUUGUUGUCAGGAGCAGCGUUUCUAUAUCUCACAUACAGGUGAAGCUGUUGGCGCGUCCAGUGCCUUGGUUAUCCUUCCACGUGAGGGUGAAGGCAGUCAAACAGUGCCCCCUAGUGGUGUGGUUGUUGGUAUAAUAACAAAUCUGAGUAGUGUUGGACUUGCUAAGGUUGCCAUGGAGAUAGCUGCUUUAUUUGAAGAUGUUCCCAUGCCGAUUCAAGGCAAGUAACUUCUUCCAUGCCAAUUUUCAUGUCGCUCACCAAAAUUAGCGUGAACAACUUAUUUCUAGUCACCUUGUUUGUUAAGCACGCAGGCAUGCAGGUUGAUGUCACUGCCUGGCAAAAUCGUGCAUACCAUGACACCAAUAAAAAAGUGAGUCACAUUGCAGGGAGGUUUAAUUUGACCACUCAUCACUCACUCCUGUAACUUAACACUUCUAUAGUCGUACUUCCUGUCUUUUGCGCUUACACCUAUGAAUUGCCAUGUCUAAAUAGACCCGUGUGUCAAAUCCCCGUGUCUAUUAGCCCCAUCGAGCUCGAUGGGGCUAAUCGGGGGCUAAUUUAGACCCGUGUUUAACACAGGUUUUUUUAUAGAUGGAAUCUGAAUAGACACGGCAAUUGCAAGUUCUAAGAUCCGGCGACAGAUGGCGCGGUGUAGUUGCCUCGGUAUUGCGCCCCCUCCAACAGGAAAGAAACACAGGAGAGCUCCCAACCUACAGCGCACCUGUCGCCGGGGCUAUUAACCAUUAUCUAACACAACUGAUAGGUGUAAGUGCGCCCCGGGUUUUUUGACACACGGCGAAGACACGGGUCUUGAAAAAACACUAGGUUUUAUGAUAGGUGGAACUACGACUUAUGUCAACUGUGCCACUGUGUUAAUCAAUCAGCAAUCAGUCGACAAGCAUUGUUUUCUGCCAAGUUUUGUUUUCCUUGUCAAAAGUUGUAAUGUCCAAUGUGAAUGAUUUUGAGGGCAACUGAUCUACUUGAGAUGUAUUGCCUCAUGAAAAUAAAUUGUU